UACUUGAACAAUCAACACUAUUGUUGACAAAACAAAAGGCACAUACACGUUGUCAGAAUUAAUGUACCUUUUCCGACAAUAUCAUGCUAAAACCAAGCAUUUUCAAUACGACGCGAUUGUAAAGUAAUACAGUAUCAUAGUUUCGGACGGGAAUAAUUCCGCACAAUCAUUUAACAUACUAUACGGACUUAUACAUUACCGUACUUACCAAAUAAAGCAUCAUUUUAUUCAACUUGAACAUGGUUCUGAUAUAUUCUCUAAUAUGAUCAACGCUAUCAACGCUCAACCCGUGUAUACGGCGAUAACGUUUGGUAAUUUGAAUGUCCAAUCAUUUGGCUUUUAAUAUUAACGGAAAGCUCAAAACGAAACACGGUAAUUAUGUUAGCUUUUGUACGACUAGACGAUUUUCAACGUCGUGACGACGUCAUUGACUUUAUUGCCGUUAGAAACGUAUAAAUCAAUAAAAGAGAACAGACGCAACGACACAUCGAGAAAUAUUCAAAUAAACGAAAAAUGUAUGACAUCGCUUUGAAUCAAGAGACGCAUACUCUAUUCCAGCUUACCCCAGUUGGAAGGUAUUUCGUAUCCCAAGGGGGCUAUCCAGCUUUCAUAAACGACGUGAUUAUGCCCAUGAUUGCGAAACUUGCAGUUCAACUUCACGAAGCAGGAGUACCAUGCAGUGAGAUGUACCAAAUAGUACGACGGCGAGUGAAGAACUACGUUCUCGAAGAGGCUGCAAAAGAAGGAUUUAUAUGCGCAAGGCCGCGUCGCAGAAUAAGGCAACAAAACAGAAAAGAACAGAACAGAAAGGGCUGCACAGAUGGCACGGGCUGCGUUGAUGACACGGACCGCACAGAUGGCAAGGGCUGCAUGGUGGCAAGGACUCAGCAGAUGACAAGGGCAGCAAUGAUGAUGCAAAAAGCCGUCAAGAUGACAAGGGCUGCAGAGAUUACAAGGUCUUCAUUGAUGGUAAGGGCUGCAAUGAUUAUAAUAAGGGCUUCACAGAUGACAAGGGCUACAUUGAUAACAAGAACUUUACUGAUGACACGGGCUGUAUCGAUGACAAGGGCUGCCCUGAUGAAAAUGCAUGCACUUAUGACAAAGAAUUCACUGAUGACACGUGCUGCAAUGACGUUUACAAAGGCUGCAUUGCUGAUGAGAAGCGCUGCAUAGAUAACAAUGGCUGCAUUGAUGGCAAGAGCUCCGCAGAUGACAAGGGCUGCAAUGAUGAUGCCAAAAGCCGCCUAAUUGACACGAGCUGCAUAAUUGACAAGGGCUACGUAGAUGACAAGGGCUGUAAUGGUGAAAAGUGCUGCAAUGAUAGCUAUGAAGGCCACACUGAUAAUGACAUGUGAUGCAAUCAUGAUGACAACGGCUGCACUGAUGAUUACAAGGGCUGCACAGAUGACAUUGGCUGCACAAAUGAUACGGGCUGCACAAAUGACACGGGCUGCGCAGAUGACAAAGGCUGCGCAGAUGACAAGAGUCUCACAUGUGACAAGGAAUGCACUGAUGUCAAGGGCUGCACAGAUGAGACGGGAUGCAUAGACGACAAGGGCUGCGCAGAGGACAAAGGCUGCGCAGCUGACAAGGGAUGCGCAAAUCACAAAGGCUGCACAUAUGACAAAGGCUGCGCUGAUGACAAGGGCUGGGUGGAUGACAAAGGCUGCGCAGAUGCCAAAGACUGCAAAGAUGACAAGAGUCUCACAGAUGACAAUGGAUGCACUGAUGACACGGGCUGCACAGAUAAUCAAGGGUCUCACAGACAACAAAGGCUGCACAGAUGACAAAGGCUGUGCAGAUGACAAAGGCUUCAGCGAUGAAAAGGGCUGUGCAGAUGACAAAGGCUGCGCAGAUGACAAAGGCCGCGCAGAUGAUAAGGGAAGCACAGAUGACACGGGUUGCGCAGAUGACAAAGGCUGUACCAAUAACAAAGGCUGCGCCGAUGACAAGGGCUGCACUAAUGACACGGGCUCGGCAGAUGACAAGAGAUGCACUGAUGAAAAGGGCUGCGCAGAUGACAAUGGAAGCCCAGAUGACACGGGCUGCGCAGAUGAUAAAAGCUGCGCAGAUGACAAAAGCUGCUCAGAUUACAAAGGGUGCAAAGAUG
This is a messenger RNA of Dreissena polymorpha, 2110 nucleotides long. RefSeq lists its product as uncharacterized. The transcript is spliced from 2 exons. Lineage: Eukaryota; Metazoa; Mollusca; Bivalvia; Myida; Dreissenidae. Bases 514 to 1173 code for a protein of 219 amino acids. The record is from RefSeq and is a predicted model, not a curated record.